This is a messenger RNA of Parathielavia appendiculata, 1139 nucleotides long. RefSeq lists its product as uncharacterized. NCBI's taxonomy places the organism in Eukaryota, Fungi, Ascomycota, Sordariomycetes, Sordariales, Chaetomiaceae. Bases 91 to 759 code for a protein of 222 amino acids. The record is from RefSeq and is a predicted model, not a curated record. The transcript has 3 exons.
CAUGAGUUCACAUGGAACGAGUGCAGUCGCGAGUCGUCGCAUCGCAUCGCAAGACACUAACGCAUUUAUUAGCCUAGAAUAGUGCCGUCAAUGAGAAUGCCUCCUCGACGUCGCCCCCCAGCCGCCGGCGCAUCCUCCACCGCAGCCUCCACCUCCAAGCCCACCGGCGCACGCCCAUCCAAGCUCGCCAAAGAACACAGCCUCACGGCGCAGGAAGAAUCCGAAAUCCGCGAAGCCUUUUCCCUAUUUUCCGAGCCAAUGGAAGGCGAAAAACAAGGCGUCAUGCCCAUUGGCGACGUGCGCCGCGCACUCAUAGCCCUAGGAGUCCCACCCUCUUCCCCGGCCCAACUAGCAACCUUCACGGCUGCGCUCGACCCCUCCGACGAGGGCUUCACAACCUACCCGGCGUUCCUGUCCGUCUGCGCAUUACAACUCCACGCCCGCCGCCAGGACGAGUCCCUCGAGGCACACCAGGCGGAGCUCGACGAGGCGUACGCGCUGUUUGCGGGCGGCGACCCGGACGCGCCGGCCAUCACGCUGGCCUGCCUCAAGCGCGUCGCGGCGCUGUUGAGGUUGGAUCAGCCUUCCGUCGCUGGGACGGCGGCAGGCAAGGGUGAUAAGGAUGGGGACCGGGUGGUGGUGACGGAGGAGGUGCUGCGGGAUAUGAUACUUGAGGCGAAUGGCGGGGCCGGGGUGGGUAGGGGGGUGAGGAAGGAGGAAUUUGAUGGGGUGAUGAGGCGGGCCGGGGUUUGGCGGUGAGUUCGAACGAGGAAACGAAGAGAUAAAACAAUAGGGUGGGUUAGGGAUGUUAAUGGGAUGGAGGAGCGGAGGGUGGCGUGCAGAAGCAUGAGGGGAGUAGGGCAUGACGAAGGGAGGACAGACAACUGGGCCUACAAGGAAACCGGACGCAUGCCCCUGUGCGAAACGACGGUCGGCCGACAUAAUGCAGUCACUCACGGUUGGACACUGCAACGCGGAAGACAUAACGCCGAUUCGCGGUUGAGAGUUAGGGUGAGAGAUGGCGCCGCCCAAAGACGCGACGGCGGCUCGACGGUGAAAGCCGGAGGCAAACCGUGUCGAAUUGAAGAAACGUCGAUGAUUAUGAGGGAGCUGCUAUCUACGAAAUCGGCUUGAUAAGC